Messenger RNA from Spea bombifrons (plains spadefoot toad), 2062 nucleotides. RefSeq names its product WD repeat domain, phosphoinositide interacting 2 (gene WIPI2). Bases 168 to 1451 code for a protein of 427 amino acids. The record is from RefSeq and is a predicted model, not a curated record. Lineage: Eukaryota; Metazoa; Chordata; Amphibia; Anura; Pelobatidae. Gene Ontology annotation, cellular component: extrinsic component of membrane; cytosol; phagophore assembly site membrane. Gene Ontology annotation, biological process: protein localization to phagophore assembly site; nucleophagy; protein lipidation. The transcript has 12 exons. Gene Ontology annotation, molecular function: phosphatidylinositol-3-phosphate binding; phosphatidylinositol-3,5-bisphosphate binding; protein binding.
AUACUAGGAAUGCACAUGCGCAGAGAGGUAGUGUGUCGGGGUAUUCGUGCAUUCACGGAAAAGUAACCGAUGAAUGCUUGUAAACAAGACGGUAUGAGACAGCAAGGCAAUUAUCGGAGCUGUUGAGUUCUUGGAGCGUUGAACGUGGUUCACUCCCGGGAUUCGUUAUGAACCUGGCUACUCAGAAUGUUGAGGCUGGAGCCUCGCAGCUCUUAUUUGCGAACUUCAACCAGGACAACACGUCACUGGCUGUUGGCAGUAAAUCUGGGUUCAAGUUUUUCUCCCUCUCAUCUGUGGACAAACUUGAGCAGAUAUAUGAAUGCACUGACACAGAGGAUAUCUGUAUAGUGGAACGACUCUUCUCCAGCAGCUUAGUUGCAAUUGUCAGCCUCAAAGCUCCUCGCAAGCUAAAAGUUUGUCAUUUUAAGAAAGGGACUGAAAUAUGCAACUACAGCUAUUCGAACACAAUUUUGGCUGUGAAACUGAACCGCCAGAGGCUUAUUGUAUGCCUGGAAGAAUCACUCUACAUACACAACAUAAGGGAUAUGAAAGUUCUGCACACAAUCAGAGAAACUCCACCUAACCCAUCAGGUCUGUGUGCCUUGUCUAUUAAUGGUGAUAAUUGCUACCUUGCAUAUCCUGGAAGUACGUCUAUUGGAGAAGUUCAGGUCUUUGACACUGUUAAUCUGAGAGCUGCUAACAUGAUCCCUGCCCAUGACAGCCCUCUUGCAGCUUUGGCUUUUGAUGCAAGUGGCACAAAGCUCGCUACAGCAUCAGAAAAGGGUACAGUGAUCCGUGUAUUUUCCAUUCCAGAGGGACAGAAAAUAUUUGAGUUUCGGAGGGGUGUUAAACGGUGUGUGAACAUUUGCUCUCUGGCAUUCAGCUUAGAUGGUCUAUUUCUUUCUGCAUCCAGUAACACAGAAACUGUCCACAUCUUCAAGCUGGAGACUGUUAAGGAGAAACCUCCUGAAGAACCAAGUACUUGGACUGGCUAUUUUGGAAAGGUAAUAAUGGCUUCCACCAGCUAUUUGCCUUCACAAGUAACUGAAAUGUUCAACCAGGGAAGGGCGUUUGCUACUGUUCGACUACCCUUCUGCGGACACAAAAAUAUCUGUGCAUUGGCAUUGAUUCAAAAGAUACCGCGCUUGUUAGUUGCAGCAGCUGAUGGGUAUCUUUACAUCUAUAACCUGGACCCGCAGGAAGGUGGCGAAUGCACUUUAAUGAAGCAACACAAAUUGGAUGGAAGCUUGGAGCCUGGCAAUGAAAUCCUUGAGUCUGCAUCGCAUGAUAGGCCCCUAGUGACGCAAGUGUAUAAUGCAUCAUCUCCAACACGACAUGCUUAUCCUGAAGACAUGGGAGCUGCGGGAGGCUCCAGCUUGGAAAAUGAAACCUGUGCACUACGGCUAGAUGAAGACAGCGAGAAUCCACCUAUGAUCCUAAGGACAGAGUGAGCACCUACCGGAAGACUUCUAACUACAGUCUGACUUAUAAAGGAAUUCCUAGAGCUUGUCUGUAUGAACUUGAAAAAAAUUUGGAGAGGAUUUAGAGACUAUGUACAAUAUAUAUUGACUAGUGUAGUCACUAUGUUUGAGGUAAUUGUAUGUAUGUGUAUAUACAGAUAUGCGCACUCACACAAGUAUGUCAGGUGUGCAUACAUUUUCUCUUCCGUGGCUUUUAAAUUUUAAACAUUUUAACUAUAGCCUUUUGUUUUUGUCAAAUUGUGCUUUGAACUCCCACCUUGCAUGUGCCAAGCAAGCCUAGGAAAAGUAGAUGCUGGUAAUCUAACCUGAUUUUGGAUUAUUUUUCUUAUACUUUUGUGAUAAAAAUCACAUCUGGGUGCAAACUAUCUUAAAAAAAAAACCACAAAAAUAGUGUAUGUAUAAUUAUAUAUACAUACACAAACAUACUUCUAUUUAAUUUAUACAUGUAUUUUUUUGUUAAAAGUUAAUAAUGCAUCAGGGCAAGUAGAAGGUUUUUUGGUUCCUUCACUGUAAUGCUUCAACUUCAAUUAUUUCCUUUUCUGCUGGACCAUUUAGCUAAAUAAAAAUUAUUCUAACUGUGA